Molecule: messenger RNA, 1362 nt
Organism: Acanthisitta chloris (rifleman)
Lineage: Eukaryota; Metazoa; Chordata; Aves; Passeriformes; Acanthisittidae
Product: carbohydrate sulfotransferase 9-like
Exons: 3
Coding region: 196-1140 (314 amino acids)
Biological process (GO): proteoglycan biosynthetic process; carbohydrate biosynthetic process
Cellular component (GO): membrane
Molecular function (GO): sulfotransferase activity
Source: RefSeq, a predicted model, not a curated record
GGGAGCCAGCAAAGAGCUGGCUUGUGCAUGGGGAAGACUGAACAGCAGAAUCAGGGUGAGAUUUGAUGGGCGUUUGGGAAGGUGGAAAACAGGAUUUGCUGGGCAAGCUGCCUGGGGACAGUUGGAAGAUGGCUUUUGGAGAAAGGCAGAUUUCCACUUUAGAGAUCACGUCAUCCUCCUUCCUGUGAAAAUAAUAUGAACCAGAAGGUGUUAGUUUUCCUUCUCCCAAAUUUUAUAUUUGGGAUAUUUCUUUUUGGAUUUUUCUGUAAGAGACAAAAAAACCUAACAGGUGCUUUUCCCAAUCCUGCUGGAAAUUGGCUGGCAAUUCAAAAUGAUCGCAAAAGCACACUGGCUUCUGUCUGCCUGAAGAACAACCUGAAUAGAUUAAGAAGCAAAUUGGAUUCUCAUGUUGCAAAACAGCUCUUUGUAGAGCACAAUCAUAAAUUUAUCUACUGUGAGGUGCCCAAAGUAGGCUGCUCCAACUGGAAGAGAACUAUUUUUCUUCUCCAAGCAGGCUUGAAUGCGGAAGCUUCUGAAAUUGAGCAUGAUCACAUCCACCAAACCUCUCUGAUCAAAAAGCUUGUGUCUUACUCUCCUGCCGUACAAGAGGAAUUUCUAAACAAUUACACUAAAGUGAUGUUCACCAGGCAUCCCUUGGAACGGCUGGUUUCAGCUUAUAGAGACAAACUUCUGCACUCUGAGCCAUACUACAGUAUCACUGUUGCUAAUCGGAUUAGGGCAAUGUUCAGGAAAAACAUAAAUUCUUCGGAAAAAGUGAGUUUCCAGGAGUUUGUCAACUUCAUUCUAGCAAGCCCACCAAAUACUCUUGACAUUCACUGGAAACCAAUGUUUCUGCUCUGCGAUCCUUGCAACAUUCACUAUGAUAUUCUGGGUAAGUAUGAAACUCUUGGGUUAGACUCUGAGCAUGUUCUGAAUGUCAUUGGGGCACCACAGAGCCUGCACUACCCUAGCUUGAAGAGAUAUGGCUCAGAGAAACGAACUAAUGGUGAUAUUACCUUGGAGUAUCUCAAACAAUUGAACUCAGAACAAAUUGAGAAGAUCAAAAAAUUGUAUCAGAUGGAUUUUUUUUUGUUCAACUAUACUAUGAAAUAUGAGGAUUAUUUUUCCCUGAAUGACUAAUGUAGGUUAAACACAGAACAGUUUCCUUUGUACAAAAUGGGCUGAGCUUGUCCUCACAGGUGCUUCGUAGGUGGGUGGGUGAUUGACUGCUUCUGAGAUUUUCCUGGUGUUUGUAGAUAUGCUUUGUCAUUCCAAGCACUCUUAAAAAAAAUCGUUGUCAUGACCUGUUGUACCAUACAGUACUUCACCUUUUGAAAUUUUUGUCUUCCUGUUGAUCAUUAA